AACAGUUGGACUGUCACUUUAAGGCAUUGGAAGUAACUUUGGAUUUUUACUGAGUUUGGAGUUGGAGACAGCACCGAGCAGCUCGAAGGUUGCUAUGGUGACCAAAGGCAGAUUGUUGAUGUUACUUUCAAGGACUUGUUGCCUGCUUGCACUUCUUUACAGACAAAGGAGGGAGGGACUCUUUGAAUGACAGGUGAUGCUCAGCCUGGUGAGAUAAAUGGGAGGUCAGACGAUACAGACCUCAGACACAUGAUCUGGACACUGAAUGAGCAUUGUUGUGCCCGCAGAGAAAGUAGGUUUUGGAGGAUCGAUCAGGCGGAUCGAUUCCAAAUUGCAAUUCCAACGUAGGAGAAGGGGUUGACUGGUGGGGAGUUGUCUAUGUGUCCACCCUUGCCGGGGUGAUAGCUCCACCGCAGGAAAACUGGUCCCCCUGGUUAAAGUCACAGUCGGUGACUUGUACAGGAUUUCGGAGGACGACGAGAAGAUUGACGGCAUCAGCUCAGCUGAAGACUCGACUCGUCUCUCUCUCUCUCUCUCUCUCUCUCUCUCUCUCUCUCCAUAGCCACUCAACUAAAUACCACUAACUGAACUAUACUUAACAUCGUAACUUUACUUUUCAUACAUAUAUAUUCUACACUUACUUUUAUAUAUAAUCAUUGCUAACCUGUGUGAAAUUAUUUACUUUGAUAUUACUGUAUUGCGUAGUUACCAAUAAAUAUUAGUAGUUUAUAGCAAUACGAGACUCCAAAGUGGUUUCUAUUUCUGCUGGUUCUUUAUCCCCGUCACGGGGUAAGUGACAUAAAUUGGGGCCUGCGUCCGCAAUAUGAACAAAUUCGUCGGGAGGCUGGUUUGAAUUGAUUGGGGAAAAUCUGUUUUGAUUUGGACUUUUGAUUUGGUUGUGUGGAAAAACAGCAGAAAUGGAUGUUAGGGACUUUCUGAAAUCAUCAGACCCGGUGACUUUGAAGUUAACUAAAAAGGAUGAUGUGCAGGACACUGCUAAGGAAUUGAGAAUUGAGGUAAAGAAGGGUGUGAGUAAAGUAGAAAUUCAAAGGAAAAUAGUUGAAUAUUAUAUAGAUAAGGGAACAUUUGAUGAGGGGGCGUUAGAGUUGUUCGUGGAAGGUGAACCUACUGAGGAUGAGCUUCAGCUUCUGUUGGAAAUAGUAAACAGGGAGCAUGAACUGAAAUUAAAACAGCUCGAGAGAGAGGCCAGAGAGGCAGCAAAACAGAGAGAAGAGGCAGAAAGACAGAGACAGCUCGAGAGGGAGAAAUGGCAACGUGAAGAUCACGUGGCAGAAAGGCAGAGACAGUUUAAAAGGGAGAAGUUGCAGCAAAAAGGUUUAGUGUCAGACCCUGAUGAUCUUCACAGCUCGGAAGGGCUCGUUUUGUGUGAUGAAUUUGAAAGUUGUAUUCCUGGUGAGGUAAGGGCAUACCCAGUGGCAGAGGAUGCCCCUACCCUGAAGGGGUUUGAUAAGAAAGCAGACAAAGAAGUUUUAACCCACAAGGUUGGGUUUACUCCAGAAAGGAGUUUGCCAGAGAGUAGCUGGGAGGUUCGAGAUGACCUUGAAUUUGAAACUGGGACAAGUGAUGACAGCCCAGAAGAGGCAGUUGUUCUGAUUGAUUGUGUUCAGGUUGUUGAAGUACCUGUGAGUUCACAGGAUUCUGAACAUAAUGUUGAGGCUCAGUUAAAGUCUGAGGUGCCUGACUUGGUUGAAAGGGAAUGCAGUCCUUGUGUGUCAGAUGAUCUUGGUUCAGUGAGUAAGGGGUUAACCUUGGUACCAGUGGAAAGUGAGGAUUCUCAGUCAUUUGUAGUAGACCGUGUUUUGGAAGCUGAUGAGGUCAAUGUUGCUGGAAGUAAUGGGAAGAGUGCUGUUCCUGGAAUUUUGGAUAAAGUGCUGGAAAAGGUUGGAUUGGUUGUGCGACCUUUGACCCUGCUUGCAGGAUAAAGGCCUGCUGAGAGAGGAUGUGCUAGUUUGUUGGAUUUUGUUUGGACAUGUGGAAGUAAGCACCCGCAAGGUCAUGCUGUUAUUCAGUGUAAUGGGAUGGAAGCAAGGCGUAGUGAAGGUCGGAGAAAGUUGAUAAAGAGUUUGUUUGGCCUCUUUCAUAUUCUCAUCAGCCUGAUGAUGGUACUGAGUUUAAUAAACAAUGGAGGCAUGUUGACAGCUCUCCAAGAUAAGAGUGUUUCAGCAAUUCAGCUAAUGAGCAAUGCUGCUGCUGAGGCCUAUAGCAAGACCAAAGGUUUAAAUUAUGAUGUGUCAGAGACUUUUCUACCUUCCAGAUUUCAGCAGGACUUAGAGAGUCGUACAGCUGAUAAGAAGCGAAAGGAGAGUGGACACGAGAGACUGACGAUGCCGGAAGACAUAACAGAGUGCAGUCAAGCCCUGAAGCAGGGUCUGGCCUGGACGUUGCCUCUACAGAUGCUGCCUGACCCACUGAGCUCCUCCAGUACUUUGAUUUCUUUUAAACUUCAGUUUUUUAAAAUUUUAUUUUGAGGCUUCAGGAUCAUGUUGGAGCCAGACCAAGUUAGAGCUUAGUACAAAAUGUUGAAAGCUUCCUCUGACCCUUAUUGUAGGGUUUGGAGGCUUGUGUGUCCCCUAGGCCUGAGUCGACGUAGUAGUAGUAGUAGUGUCUCAAGGACCCCGAGAGCUAUAUUGGCAGGAGUCUGGGGCUUUAUGCUUUAGGGUCACACAUGCCAAGCAGGUCAAAGGGUAAAGGCCAGACUAAAGAGUGGUCCACUUGUCCUCCAGGUCUGGAGGUUCAGCUCAGGGCUAACAACCCUGAAUGGUCAAACAAAAAUUUGUUACGAAAACAUCAACGAACAUUCAUUCUACGUGGCCAAAGACAGAGAGAGAUGGAGAACCUUCAUUGCUGCUCUAAAUGCCAGCAGCAUAGCAGGAAAUUAAUUAAAAACUAUAGAGGUAUACAGAAUUAUGAGAGAUAUAGAUAGGGUAAGCACAAGGUGUUUUCCUCUGAGGUUGAGUCAGAGUAGAGCUAGAGGUCAUAGGUAUUUCACAUUCGUUUUAAACUUAAGGGCAACCACAGGGGAAUUUUCUUCACUCAGAGUGUGGUGCAAGUGUGGAUUAAGCUGCCAACAGACGUGGUGGAUACAGCUUCAGUUAACGCAGUUAAAGGAACUUUGGAUAGGUUCAUCAAUGAGAGGACUGUGGAGGACUAUGGGUAGAUGGGACCUUGCAGAAAAAUGUGUUGGUCUGGACCAGAUGGGCCGAAGGACCUUUUUCUAUGCUGCAGUGCUCUAUGGCUCCACUUUAAACUGUGGUUUACAGUGACAUGAGUAAAGGAAACUGGACGAGACACAAGCAGACUAAAGUGGAAGCCAGCGAGGAGGAUUUGUUCACUGGAAGAUUGAUGUCAAAAUAAAGUGAGAUAAAUUACAGCAGAGUCAUUGAAAGUUGAGCCAAAAAAAAAAGCACCGUCCUUCUGCAAACAGUGAGGAAUCUGUGGGGAAAUGGUCUGGACACCCCACAUCAGUGAGGCUAGCGGGGCAUUCAGGAUGUGCUGAUAUAUGGGGCAUGUCACAUGCCAGCCAGGGAAGUGCAAAGCUUUCGUCUCCAAUGUGUAAGUGUCCAACCACCUGCCUGCAAUAUUUAGAGCGACACACAAAAGGCCAGAGGAACUCAGUGGGUCAGGCAACAUCUCUGGAGGGGACAAAGAGUCGAUGUUUUGGGCUGAGACCAUUCACCAGGAC
Molecule: messenger RNA, 3703 nt
Organism: Mobula hypostoma (lesser devil ray)
Lineage: Eukaryota; Metazoa; Chordata; Chondrichthyes; Myliobatiformes; Myliobatidae
Exons: 2
Coding region: 918-1943 (341 amino acids)
Source: RefSeq, a predicted model, not a curated record